AAAUUACAGUUCCCAGAAUUUCAUAGUAUUGAGCCAUGGCAAUUAAAGUGGUGUUGAACUGGAUUAUUUUUGUGAUGCACCAUUAGCAAGUAUUAAGGUUGCCAGUUUCCAUACUGAAACAUCUUUUCCAGUACUGUACAUGCAGCUUCUUCCUUCACUGUUUGUGUUCCCUGUCUUAUGCAUUGGGUAUACUGCCAGUGUGAGCCUGCUGUCCUUGGAGAGAGAAGGUGAUAUCUAAGUUCUGGGCCAAAUUUAUUUUCUCUCAAGUCCACCAGAAUUGUAUGUCAUCAGUGUUUGCUGCACAAGAGGAGGGUACUUUUUAUGUUUUGCCAGGUUCACCAACUUUAUUUUGCCAAAUUUAAUUUGAUGUUUUAAUUUUAGGAAAUAAUUUCUAGUUGAAAGUUGAGUGGGAAGUAUUCUCUAAAAUUUUUCUUUAAGAAUAACUGUGACAGCCUUUACAUUUUAAACUCUAGUAUUCAAGAAAGAAAAUCACCUCCUGUAAAUGAUGAUGUUUUCAACUGUGGGCUUUCAAGAUAAUUGAUUGUAUCAUGUAUUUUUAGAAAUCUCUGAUAGCUGGGAAUGGUAUUUAGAACCAUGGGUUGAAUUCUCUGAUUUGGGAGUCAGAUAAGUUCUGCUGAUAAUAGAGGAAAGGGGAAAGGUGAACAGUUUUUACUGAUUCUUCCUUUCUGCUGGAGCUCUAGAACAAUGUGAGAUAUGGUGUUGAAAAAUACAAAAGGAUAAUACAAUUUCUCCAGUGGGAGAUACUGAAUUCAUUCAUGCUUGGAAUGAGCCAUUGAAUUAAUGUUUUUACAAUUUUACAAUUCUAGGUACAGUUUAGUGUAAUAUUUAGACUAACAUGAAGUUGGUAAAUAAAAGUAUAAACAGGCCUAAUGGUUCAUUUUGUUUUUCUGUUUCCUAUAAGUUUCCUUUGAAAUUAACCUGAUAUGUUAUGAUGAGCUAUAGUUGCAGACGUGUAUGUACCUUAAAAUUAUUUCCCACUCUUGCAAUGUUCAAGAUUAUUCUGGAACCUGGAAAAGUUGUAUUUUGGAUUAUAACUCCCAGAAUCUCCAAUUGGCUGCAAUGACUGGGGGAUUCUAAGAGUUGUAUCCAAAAAGUACCUUUUGGCAUAAGUUGAUGACUUAUUACAUUGCAUAGAUGUGUCGUAAACCAAUUCAACAGAGUGAAUCAUCGCCUCUAAGCUAGGAAUAGGCAUUAUUGGCAUUAUAGGCAAAUGUGGUGUUGCAGAGUUGUACGAAGCUGUUGUGUGGUACAGGGAAGGAAACUGGAUUAAUGUUUAAUAGGAUAUACUUUCUCUUUGGUAGGCUGGGAACGCAUUUGUAAUUCUUAUAUGCUAGCACACAUUCUUAAUCAUAAUGUUUUAUUAAAUACUUUAGAAUUACCAAAGACAUUUGUUUCCUAGAUAAGAUCUUCACAUCCUGUAGUUUGGGUUAUGUUCCUUCCACUCACUGCAGAUAGGCAGGAAAGAAAAAAGAGACCUACUGGUGACCCAAUGUAGGUGGAGCUAACCCCAGAAAGCCAGUCUUAUCCUGCCUCUCAUUCCAGUAGGAUGCGUUUGCUGUUGCUCUGCACCAUCUUUGCUACAGCCGCUCCAGUCCUUUUCUUUCUCUCGUUUCUCUUGCGGCCUUGGAAGCAUGAAGAAAGAUUUAAUAUGGCAAGGGCUCCCAGGAUGCUGAGAUGUGGUGGAAGGAGGCGGAGUACUCAUCCUCUGGCAUGUACAGUCACCAUCUUGGCCACAUGGCUGUAAAGGAAGCUGGACAGGGCCCAACAGGGGCUGAAGGAAAGGCUUUGGCUUACAACUCUUAAAAUGGUCUUCUUUUUCCCACAAGGAAAGCAGGAAAUGGCAUCAUUUCCAGAAGGAGCAUGGCCUCUGCCACCCACUUUUCUGAGAAGACAUAUGGGCAUAAACCCGCCCUUCGACACGCAGGGGAUCUGAGCCUGGGGCCCUGCUGGCACACAGCCAGCUAAAAGUUACUUUAACUGACUCUGUAGCUAUUCAGCCAAACCCAUAUCUUACUAUUAGGGUGAGCUCUACCCUUCUCAGAGUGCAGAAUCUAGUACUCCCAGCCUUCUCCUUCAUCUAUCCCAGGAAUCGGGAAGAAUAUAAAUCACACCUGGAGAGCCACCUAUAGAAGACAAAUAGGUUUUGUUCCUCUGAUGCCCCAUUUUGUCUCCUUUCAGCCUUAUUCCAAGGGCAAGAAUCAACCUCCAUGCCUAGCAAGUGGAUCAGGCCCUACAUUACUACCUGCCAUGAAUCCUUGGGAGGUAACCACUAGAAACCAAGUCACCUGUACCAAAGAGCGCGGGUGCAUUAACACCUCUAGCCAUCAUAGGUCCUGUAGCAGAGACCAGCAGAGUGGCCACGUGGAAGCCACCAUGCGCUCUUGUUAGCCAUCACUAGCUUGAUAGCUUGGUUCAACUGUGCAGAGUCUUGCAGCAGAUGCUCCAACUUAGGUCACUGAGGGCCCAGCACCACCCACCCUAAUUAGAUUAGCUUUGGUAAACCCAAACUAUAGGAUGUGGGGAUCUUAUCUACUGGAAAAAGGAAUAUUUCCUCAUACCUGUAAUAUGUCCAUUUCUAGUAGAUAAGAAUCCCGCAUCCUGGCCCACCCUAAGGGGUGCUGGUGUAGAGGUGGUUCGUAAUGCACACAGUUCUGCUCUAUGGGGAGCAGGUUAGAUUGCUCACUGUCUGUCUAGCUCCUUAUAGUCUGAUAUGCAAAUAAAUAGUUUUGUUUUUUUCUGGAGCAUUCAUCUGUUGUAGCGACUGGCCUUCUGGGGUUAGCUGCACCCACGUGGGGUCACCAGAAGGUCUCUUUUUUCUUUCCUGCCUAUCUGGAAUGAGCAAGAGGAGCAUAACCCAAACUACAGGAUGUGGGGCUCUUGUCUACUGGAAAUGGACAUAUCACAGGUGAAAAAUUUUGCUGUUAUUUACCUUGUGGAUAUCACAGAAGUGCCAGACUUCAACAAGAUGUACGAAUUGUAUGAUCCCUGCACCGUCAUGUUCUUCUUCAGAAACAAACACAUAAUGAUUGAUUUAGGUACAGGGAACAACAAUAAAAUUAACUGGGCGAUGGAAGACAAGCAAGAGAUGAUUGACAUAAUUGAAACAGUUUACAGAGGAGCACGUAAAGGUAGAGGUCUCGUCGUGUCACCCAAAGACUACUCAACCAAAUACAGAUACUGAUAUUUAAGCUGCUUUCUCCACAUCUGUCUUUUUUGUUGAAAAUCCAUAAAUGAAAUUUUGUAUAAUUUUUGUUUUUGCUUACAUCUGGUUGUCAAGAUAUUUUGAACUUAUGUAAAUAUGUUAUCUGAUUUCAUGGGGAAAUGCUAAUAGCUACUGGAUUUUAGAAGUAAAGUUGUUUUUUCUUUAAGGA
Sceloporus undulatus (fence lizard) is the source of this 3392-nucleotide messenger RNA. RefSeq names its product thioredoxin like 4A (gene TXNL4A). Gene Ontology annotation, biological process: mRNA splicing, via spliceosome. The transcript is spliced from 3 exons. The record is from RefSeq and is a predicted model, not a curated record. Gene Ontology annotation, cellular component: U5 snRNP; U4/U6 x U5 tri-snRNP complex; spliceosomal complex. Bases 2888 to 3202 code for a protein of 104 amino acids. Lineage: Eukaryota; Metazoa; Chordata; Lepidosauria; Squamata; Phrynosomatidae.